CCGACAGACGGACAGAGGACCAGACAGACGCUAAGGCGCGCCCACUGUCCCCCGCCGGGCCCCCGCCCCGAACUCCAGCCCCAGCGCCCGCUGCUGCCCCCCGAUACAGCAUGAUGCGCGCUCCUGGCGACGAGACACGGGCGACCACUGUCCCCCGGCCCCCGAGCCCUGGCCCCUAGCGCCCAGCGCUCCUGCCCUACACCAGGGAGGGCCGCGGAGACCCCAGCCUCGGUUGGCGCGGGAACCCUGCGGGUGGGGCCUGCCCAGCCCAGCCUGGCGCGCCGGCCCACCAUGCUCCUCCUGUCGCCGCGCAGCGCGCUGGUCUCCGUCUAUUGCCCGCAGAUCUUUCUCCUUCUGUCCAGCGGCAGCUACCUAGCACUGUCAUCAGUGGUAGCCCUAGGAGCCAACAUCAUCUGCAACAAGAUUCCUGGCCUGGCCCCACGGCAGCGUGCCAUCUGCCAGAGCCGCCCCGAUGCCAUCAUUGUGAUCGGGGAGGGGGCGCAGAUGGGCAUCGAUGAGUGCCAGCACCAGUUCCGAUUCGGCCGCUGGAACUGCUCCGCCCUGGGCGAGAAGACCGUCUUCGGGCAAGAACUCCGAGUAGGGAGUCGUGAGGCGGCCUUCACCUACGCCAUCACCGCGGCAGGCGUGGCACACGCCGUCACCGCUGCCUGCAGCCAGGGCAACCUGAGCAACUGUGGCUGUGACCGGGAGAAGCAAGGUUAUUACAACCAGGCAGAAGGCUGGAAGUGGGGAGGCUGCUCUGCGGAUGUGCGCUAUGGCAUCGACUUUUCCCGGCGCUUCGUGGACGCUCGAGAGAUCAAGAAGAACGCCAGGCGCCUCAUGAACCUUCACAACAACGAGGCAGGCAGAAAGGUUCUGGAGGACCGCAUGAAGCUGGAAUGUAAGUGCCACGGUGUGUCAGGCUCCUGCACCACCAAAACCUGCUGGACCACGCUGCCCAAGUUCCGUGAGGUGGGCCACCUGCUCAAAGAGAAGUACAACGCGGCUGUGCAGGUGGAGGUGGUGCGCGCCAGCCGCCUGCGCCAGCCCACCUUCCUGCGCAUCAAGCAGCUGCGCAGCUACCAGAAGCCCAUGGAGACGGACCUGGUGUACAUCGAGAAGUCGCCCAACUACUGCGAAGAGGACGCGGCCACGGGCAGCGUGGGCACACAGGGCCGCCUGUGCAACCGCACCUCGCCCGGUGCUGACGGCUGUGACACCAUGUGCUGCGGCCGGGGCUACAACACGCACCAGUAUACCAAGGUGUGGCAGUGCAACUGCAAAUUCCACUGGUGCUGCUUCGUCAAGUGCAACACGUGCAGCGAGCGCACCGAGGUCUUCACCUGCAAGUGAGGCAACGGCGCAGGCGCACACGGCACCUGCCUGCCCUGCAGCCCUUGCCAUUUUGCACAUCCUUCUUUGCUUCCGGAGCUGCCGGCUGCGGGCACAGGGGGGUGGAGGUGGGGGUGGGGAGCUCAGAUACUCCAGGCUCCUUCCUGCUGGCUCUGUCCCGGCCAGAGGCACAGCUGUGCCCUGACUCGCCCAGCAUCCAAGGCCAAUGCAAUGGUCUGGUACCCAAUGGAGACGAACUCCUUUACUUCUCUUCGGGAACGUGAACCUCAAAGCGACCGUGAGACUCUGAGGGUCACCUCCCUGUCUGGUGGCUGGACACAGAAAGGUCACACCCACCAGUCACACUCAAAACUGUUUCCUGGGCUCUGUUCUGCCGGCCCCUGGCAGUAUGGACGGAUGUUGACAAAAUUAUUUAUGUUCUUUUUUUUUUUUUUUUUAGCAUCAGAUGAGGACUCAGUACUAACGACCGGGUAGCCAGACCUAACCCUAUUUCAGGUUGCCCCGCCUCUAUCUCCUUUUCCUCACUUCUCCUGGCCCCUUGCAGGACCCAGGGAAGUCGGAGUUGUCACGGAGGCUGGCUAGUGGGGUGACUCCUCAGUAGCACCCUGGGAGGGACUUGGUAGACCCACAAGGCCUGAGAUGGCCUUAGAGGACAGCCCAUCUUCCAUUCCACGUGGAAACUGUCACACAGAUCAGUUGUGGCUUGUGUUAGGGUCCGGGCAUGCCUCUUCCCCUCCUGGUCCUUCACCCCCUCCCAGCCCUCUGCCAGCCUCCACCUCCAGUUUACAAAUCCCUUUCUUCUCUGGAACCAACCUGACUCCCAGGACUGCCCCCAAAGGUUCAGGAGAGGUCAGGGACGGUUGCUCCAUGUGACAGAUGGACACAGGGCAAUCUGAAGAUUUGCUGGAAGGCCCAGGCUCUGUGAACUAUACCGCCACAGCCCGAAGCAGCCCAAACUCUGGAAGUAGCCAGGGUGGUGGGGAGGCUUUAUCCCCUUCUCAGUGCCUUGGGGUUUGUCCUUCUACCCUGACCCUGAUGCCAGAGAAUUGGCAUCCAGAAUUUAAGGCUGUAUCUGCCAGGCUGCCUGGCUACUGUCCACGGACACCUGCUUGAGGCUCCUCAUAUCCCGAGGACAUGGGACCCUCAAGCAGGGGUCUGUGGGAGGCUUGCUGUCCUGUUUCCUCAUGACCUUCCAGAUGGGGACAAAGAACUCAGGCCCGGGGUAUAUCCCACCCUCUCCUCCACAAUACACGACAGGGGUAAGGAACUACCUGGGUCGGUAACACCACCACCCACAGCCUUCCCCACACUACGGCGUUUCAUAGCAGAAGUCCACGGGAAUGCGGGGUUUGGUGGCCACCAAGCCAGGUGGCCUGGACAUUGACCUGGGGAAAGUGAUCCCUGUUUACCCUUGCCUUGCACCCAGCUGUGUGUCCCUAUCAUGUCAGGAUGUUACAAGCCUCUGGACCACUGGCGAUGUCCCACCCUGGUUCUGGCCCCAUCUCCUCACCCCCAAGUCCUGGGAUGCCCAAACCUAUAGCCCAGUGUCCCCUGUAAGGAGCCUGGUUAACUUAUAUUGUUAUAUAGUGUCCCCGUCUGUCGUGUCUCUUAAGUUAUUGUGACCUACACUGGGUACCGGAGGGGAUGGGGGAUGGCUUCAUUUGCUCUCCCCCAAGCCAGGCUCCUCCUUCUGCUUGAAACAGACCCUCGGGGGCCCUUGAUGCCACCGAGGCAAUUCGCACUGUCCCUGGGCUGCCGGGCACCUGCGCCUGCACUCGGUCAGCGGCAGACCUUGCCUUGGGGGAAGAGAGGUGGUUAGUGGACCCAGGCAGGGCACUGGCUGUCCCAAUGCUGUGUGCUGGGGUGGAGGUGGCCGGGUACCACAUGUCCUUGAAGUGCCCUACUUCUGAUGGGCUGUGUUCUGCCUCCUCUGGAGGGGAGCACUUGGCCCCAAUAAAAGCUGGAAUCA
Psammomys obesus (fat sand rat) is the source of this 3322-nucleotide messenger RNA. It is a transcript of the gene Wnt7b, whose product is annotated as Wnt family member 7B. Lineage: Eukaryota; Metazoa; Chordata; Mammalia; Rodentia; Muridae. Gene Ontology annotation, cellular component: extracellular region. The record is from RefSeq and is a predicted model, not a curated record. The coding region runs from base 292 to 1353 and encodes 353 amino acids. The transcript is spliced from 4 exons. Gene Ontology annotation, biological process: positive regulation of JNK cascade; cell fate commitment; canonical Wnt signaling pathway. Gene Ontology annotation, molecular function: frizzled binding; cytokine activity.